GCUGCUCUUGAUGCUGUCCGCGCGUGGGGCUGUCCACAAGGCGGUGAUGCCGCUGUCGCACAAGGGCAUCGGACAGGCCUGUGAGGACCACUCCGAGUGCCAGAGCGGCUGCUGCGUCACCAACAGCCUGAACCCGCAGAAGUUCUGCACCCCCCAGACCGUCUUCCUGCAGUGCCUGUCCUGGAGAAAGCCCAACGGGUACAACUGCUCCGGCCACUCUGAGUGCCGGAGCGGCUGCUGCGUCAGGACUGACAGUGCCCCGCAGACCUACUGCCAGUCCAAGACCAUCUUCCUGCAGUGCAUGCCCUGGCGCAAGCCCCACGGACACCAGUGCACAGAGCACCGCGGGUGCUCCUGCCGUUUGGCCGAGGCCAGCCCCUACCGCUGCAUCCCCCGGAGCGGGAUCCUGGCCCUCUGUCUGCCUCUGUGACACAGACACGCGUGUGCACUGAAGAGCGUGCCGGACCUGAACCUCGCCGGGCCAGCGCUUUGCUCAUGUGGCCCCUCCAGGAGGGGACACUUGACGUCUACAGCAGUCAGGGACACUGUCACUUCCUCUUGACAACCCACUUCUCGAGGCCAGCAACGCAGUGUCUGUGGGCUCAUCACAGCUGCGGGGCUGGCCUUGACUACUGAGCGUGAGUAAAUGAAUGCUGUGAUGGGUGAGGCUCACUUACCGCCGUUUCCAAGUGGGACAACAGCACCUGGUGGGGCUGACUCUGGGGAGGAAGGUGAGAGAGGCCCAGGUAUUCGAGUCCCGAGAGGAAGGUGCGGGAGGAGUGGGGACUGGUGCGGCAGUCCACGGCAGGGCAGCCUCUCUCUCUCCCGUGCGGACAUGUACGGUCUGGCAAGAGCCGGAAAAGAAAAAGAAAAAGGGGCCUGCAGGUGGUGUGGUGGUUAGG
Molecule: messenger RNA, 902 nt
Organism: Tupaia belangeri chinensis (Chinese tree shrew)
Lineage: Eukaryota; Metazoa; Chordata; Mammalia; Scandentia; Tupaiidae
Gene: LRCOL1
Product: leucine rich colipase like 1
Biological process (GO): digestion; lipid catabolic process
Cellular component (GO): extracellular region
Molecular function (GO): enzyme activator activity
Source: RefSeq, a predicted model, not a curated record